Messenger RNA from Anneissia japonica, 4362 nucleotides. RefSeq names its product transient receptor potential cation channel subfamily M member-like 2. Gene Ontology annotation, molecular function: ligand-gated calcium channel activity. Gene Ontology annotation, biological process: calcium ion transmembrane transport. Lineage: Eukaryota; Metazoa; Echinodermata; Crinoidea; Comatulida; Comatulidae. The transcript is spliced from 24 exons. The coding region runs from base 1 to 3408 and encodes 1135 amino acids. The record is from RefSeq and is a predicted model, not a curated record.
AUGGAUGUCAGUGGUAAUGUAAAGCUAGAUCCAAAUCACACCCACUUCUUACUCGUCGAUAACGGUACUUCCGGCAUCUUUGGUGUUGAAAUCGAACUUAGGGCUAAGAUUGAGAAAGCUAUUUCAUAUCAAAGAAUUGGUGGGGGUAACCAUGAGGAUGUAUGUGUACCAACCGUUUGUGUAGCAGUCGAGGGCGGUCCAAAUACCAUCUUAACAGUGCACGAAGCGGUCACGCACGGUACUCCAGCUGUAAUUGUUAACGGCUCUGGACGUGCUGCAAAUAUCCUUUCAUUGGCUGCACAAAAAGCGACAGAAGUUGAAGUUAAAGAUAACAGUGGCGGUAAAGAAAAAAAGAAGGUCAUCGGUAAAAAAUUGAGGCAAGAAUUAUCACAGCUAAUCAAGAACAUUGAUGAGAAAGAACUUGAUGAGAAGGACAUAGAGAUCCAUUUAAAUCGCAUAGAAAAAUGUGUUCAGAAAACAAACCUCUUUAAUGUGUACGACAUGGACUCAUCAACUGGUGUCAAAAAUAUUGAUGAAGCUUUUUUACAUGCUUUACUGCGAGCUAAUAAAGGAAGCAAGCAAGACCAGUUGAAAUUGACACUUGUAUGGAAUCGUAUUGACAUUGCUAAGAGUCAACUUUUUACUGAUGACAAAGAUUGGAAGAAAGGAGAACUUGAUUCAGCUCUGCAUUAUUCUUUGGUGCAUGACCAAGUGGAUUUCGUGAAGCUGUUUCUUGAUCGUGGCGUCAGUUUAAAGGAGUUUUUAACAGUACGAAAAUUGUCUAUUUUAUAUAAUGAGGUGAAAGAGAAAACUCCAAUUUACAAAUACUUGGACAAACAGAGAGGAGGAAGAAAGGACCAAUUUAAUCUGCUUGAUGUGGGGAAGCUACUUCAACAGAUGACGAUGGAUUCGUACAAGCCGCUUUACCUUCGGGAUGAAAACCGUUACAUGUUAAACAUACCAGAGAACGAGAGUGAGACAAUGGCUAUCGCGUCAACAGGGCAAAAUCGUGUAUCAUUGGCAAUAGCUGAGACUGCCAAAGUUUUGGUACCAAAUAUUGCACCAUAUAUAGUUGACUGUAAAUCGAAAGGAAACCCUAACCAAUUUGAUAACCCGAUUCGAGAGCUUUUGAUCUGGUCAGUUCUACAAGGUCGUAAAGAAAUGUCUCAUUACUUUUGGGAAGAAUGUAAAGAGUUGAUGAUUGCUGCUGCCCUCACCUCCUGUAUGAUCCUCAAGAAUAUGUCGCAAAAACAGGAUGCUGCUGACUAUAAGGAGCAACUCUCUGAAAUGUCAAAUGAAUUUGAAGACUACGCCAUUGGAGUUCUGAAUGAGUGUUACAAAAGUGAUGAAGAGCGGACCUCUGCUAUUCUGGUUCGGGAGCUUCCCCAGUGGGGACUUGCUACAUGUUUGAGUUUGGCGUUCCAUGGCAAGAUGAAGAAGUUUGUCAGUCAGCAAGGAGUCCAGAAUCUGUUGUCAGAAAUCUGGAUGGGAAAAAUUUCAAAAGAAAAUUCAAUUUACAGAUUAAUCCUGUGUGCUGCUUUUCCACCUCUCACCAUUUUUCUUAUCAAAUUCCGUGAAGAUGAGAAUUUAGUAAAGAGAUUGGGCUCAAAACGCAAGAAAGCAUCAUCAUACAUCAAAGCAAAUAAUUCAGAGGGUAGUGAUCAACUCAGUGAAAGUUUUCGGAUGGAUUCAGGGUUGAAGAUUCAAGGUUAUAAUGGUGCACAAGACAAUCCUGAAAAACCAACUGGGGGAACUAAUCAAAAGGAGGACUACCACCAUGCAAAUGGUGUUGAUAUUCGCGACAGUGGCAAGGUAGUCUCCUGGUGUCAACGGUUCAAACUCUUCCAUGAAUCUCCAAAAAUUAAGUUCAUAUACAACCUGAUAUGUAACUUUUUAUUCCUAGCGCUUUUCAGCUACAUCAUGUUAUUCAAUUUCAACAAAGAAACGUCAGUUGCUGAAUAUAUUCUUCUAUUCUGGGUGAUAACGCUGUUCAUGGAGGAGUUCCGACAGAUGGCACAAGGAGAACCUCAUAGCUGGCAGUUGCGCCUGUCAUUCUGGAUCGCUGACUACUGGAAUAAAGUGGAUGUAGCAACCCUGAUUUUGUUCACUGUUGGCUUCAUAAUGCGUUUGAUUAAUGAAUCGUUUGCUGCCUCUCGUAUCGUUUUUGCUAUUGACCUCAUGUUAUUUUACAUUCGUCUUUUGCAAUUCUUUUCUGUCAGCAAAACUCUAGGACCCAAAUUGAUCAUGAUUAGCAAAAUGCGCAAUGAGAGCUUGCUUACUUGCACUAUUAUAAUCCCUAAAAUGUUAGAUUUAGAUGUCAUGGGACUUCAAGUUUCCAAACAGUAUGGUGACAUCAUUUGCAGGUCUAACAAUGGUGCUGGUUUCCUCGCCCAAGAUCAGUUGGUAGAAUUGUUGUACUCAUAUAAGAACUUCCACCCGGUGUACACAUCUGGCUUGUGCAUUUUAAGAGGCCAUUGCAUUUUACGGAAGAAAGAUGAUUUCAUUGCUGAUGAAGAAGUGUACAAUAUGACGACAACUUUAGAAGAGAUUAAAAUUAUGAUCCACAAGAAAGCACGGCAGAGUCCUUAUCCUGGUACCACCAUUCGUAGGGCUGAUGUCCCAGAUGCCAAAGUUUCCUGGGAGGUUGACUUUCCAAGUUAUGCGCCAAAACUGUAUACACACCAAUCUGUUCUUGAUAAGCCUCACUGGGCAGAUAUUGACGUGAUGGCCAUGUCUAAGGAUAAACGACCCAUGUUACAAUUUAACAAUGAAGAUGUACAUUGCAAGGUGGAUCGUAGAAGUCAUGUCCAACAAUAUGUUGUUAAAGAUGGACUGCCAUUAAACCCAAAAGGGAGGACUGGUAUGAUUGGUCGAGGUCUUCUGGGUCGAUUUGGACCAAAUCAUGCAGCGGAUCCCAUUGUAACCAGAUGGAAGAAGAAUCCAGAUGGUUCGCCAAUGAUGGAUGGAGACAAGAAAGUACUAGAGUUUAUUGCUAUUCAACGCAAGGACAAUCAUCAGUGGGCAAUACCUGGGGGUAUGGUUGAACCAGGUCAGACAGUUAGUGAAACUCUUAGACGUGAAUUUUCUGAAGAGGCUCUCGGCCAGAUGACAAAAUGUACUGAGGAGAAAGCAAAUAUGGCUGAGAAUAUUGAAAAACUAUUUGAAAAUGGCAUCGAAAUAUACCGAGGGUACGUUGAUGACCCUCGAAAUACAGAUAAUGCGUGGAUAGAGACGUACGCUUUGAAUUUCCACAUUGAAUCUGACAGUGCUAUCAGAGAAUUUAAACUUGAGGCUGGUGAUGAUGCCCAGAGCGUGAGAUGGCAAAGAGUGAGUUCAAAAAUUCCCCUGUUCGCCAGUCAUACGGCAAUUUUGCGUAAAGUAGCGGAAAAACAUAAUGCAGCCUUCUAAUCAAAUCAUAAAAUGUCAUCAAGAAGUUAUCAAAAGAUCCUUCCAGCAAGUGGUUAUCUAUGGAUAGGAUAAAGGACACACAUGGAGUGGGGUGUAAAUAGUUUUCUAUUUUAGAAUGUGUCAGUCGAACUUUUUUUAUUAUUUAUUAUGCUUGCAUUCUUUAAACCAAGCACAAAAUAUUAUGAAAGUAUAUUUAUAUUAAACACGAUUUUUAUAUUAAUUAUUUGUAAUGCUAUUGAAGUAAUCAGUUACGUCUGUUUAAACAAAAUCUUUUAUUCUUAAAUAUAUAUACCUGGAUUAGACAUAUUCCAUCAAAUAUAUAUUGAUUUAUAAUUCGAAUUCUAUGAUACAUAUUAUAAUCAAAUAACUUCAUUUACUGUAGCUUCAAGAGUAGUAUAAUAUAUAAUUGAAAGAUACUGAUGAGAAACAAUCCAUAUUUUUUGGCUUAUAAUUGAAAUUCGAUAUUAAGCUAAUUAUUAUACAGUAAUAGAAUUAAUAUAUUUGUAUUAUAAUAUUAAUAAGCUUAAUAUUUAAUUAUAUAGGUUGCAUUACAAUGAUGUUGUGGAUGUUAGGUUAUGAUGUAAUGCUUAGUGAUAAGCCAAUUUUUAUAACUAUAUAAUGAACUUAUAUAUUUAUCAUUCUGGAAACUUAUUGUAUAACAGAAAUUAUAUAUUAUGUAAGUAUCUAGCAGUCGUUAAACUUUUCAAAAUUAAGAAUGCAACAUUGUCUGCAAUUAGGCCAUUAAAGUAGUCUUCAUUCCUUAAUUUAUGGAUUAAUAAUGUUAACUUUUAUUGGGUACCGAUCAACCCAAAUAUACAUGUAAAAGAACUACUACUUUAUAAAAGAAAAUACAUAAACGAUUCAUGUCAAAAUAUAAUAAAAUUAUCUCCUUUUGUAUGAAAGUACAGUAUAACAAUGUAAAUUACACUUUUAACAAUUGAUUGUGUAUUUGUA